Messenger RNA from Lymnaea stagnalis (great pond snail), 6363 nucleotides. The record is from the annotation of a GenBank genome assembly. Lineage: Eukaryota; Metazoa; Mollusca; Gastropoda; Lymnaeidae.
AAUCAAACUUCAGUAGCCUUUUGAUAACGUACGUAUCCCUAUGUCAUUUUAAGCAAACUGCAAUGUAAAGUAACUUUUUUGGCUAACGGGCGUCGGUUCUUUAUUAAACAUUUGAGACCACGUAAAUAUGAAUAGUGUGAUGGCUUGUUCUUGUAAGAUUUAGUUAUUCUUAAAAUAACUCAGGAGCAUCACUUUUCACUAAAACGAGUACUGAGUCUGGUACUAUCGGAGCGGACUACCACUACCGUCGAGCUGUUGGGUAAUCCCUUAUGCCUUAUGAUUAUGUUAACGCGUAAAUAGUAAAGUUAUAUAAGCGGACUAGACUACAAUUGUUACUGACUAGUAGUACUAGUUACUAGGAGACUAUUAACAGUAACUAGACUACAAAAUCCGGUAAAUGCAAAGAGAUGACGGCCCUGUAAAAAUAAAAUAACUCACGUUUGCAAAAAUUAGGAAUAUGAUGAAAAAAAUUUAAUGAAAAAAUUUAAUGAAAAAAUGUCCAUAAAUUUCAUGGUGAACGUGGCUAAUUUAUUGUAUCCGUCUAGAUAUUUGGCAAGAUACGUGAGCAACCUGCAGUUGCUCUUUUUCUUCACGUAAUUUAGUCGGUACAUACACAUAAUAAUUCACUGUCACUAAACCUAACCCGAACCCUAAAUGUAUCCCUAAACCUAACCUGAACCAUAAAUGUAUCCCUAAACCUAAUCUGAACACUAAAUCUAUCCCUAAACCUAACCCAAUUCCUAAAAGUAGCCCUAAAGCCACAAGUUAAAAACAUGUGUGGCUAGGACACUAUAAAAAUGAAGAAAAACAAUAAAAAAAUAAUUGUAACAUAAAUAAAUAAUGAAAACCCAACUAAAAGUUUCAAAGAAUACACUUUUACACACUUUAUUUCAGGUUCCACCGAAAAGAAUAUCCAGAAAAUGAAUAAAAUACAAUGACGUCCAUGCCAAAUGCAUUUUCAAAUAUGGCAGAAAAAUUAAAGUAUUAUAAUUACCCGACCAAUGAAAUUUUAAAAUUAAUAAUUGAUUAACCAAUAAAAAUUUCAUUAAAACAUGCCAUCGUCAUAUUAAGGAAAAUUUAACUCUGUUAAAAAAAAAAUAAGGGGAGUGAAUCCAAAACAGAAAAUUAACAAAACAUGUAAAUCACGUCAUUGUGACAUCUCUUUGCAUUAGCCCAAAAUCCUAUUACUAUUACCAUUACCAUAAAUACGAAGUGGCUAUUCCGACCAGGAAAAGAGUGAGAGGUUGAGUUUAUUAAAAAAAUAUUUAAAAUAUUAUUGUUGGGUUUGUAAGACAACAUUUGGUAUCAAAUGAAAGGGGGUUGGAGAAUAGCACCCCCCCCUUUUUUUUUUGCAUACCAUAUUUUUGGGCAUAUAAUAAGAUGCACCCAUAUAUUAGACACAUGCUUGACGAUGUGUGUAAAUUUUUUUUUUACAUAACAUCCACCCGUAUAUAAGACGUGGGUUUUGAUGAUUUGUGUAAACAAAAAUUACAUAAGACGUCCACAGCCUAGCCAUUAGCCGCACUGAGCAAGUUAUAAUUUAUAUCCAGUGGUUUUCUUUCCUUUAUCAUAAAUGAAAAGUUGUCCAAUGUUUUAUCACCCGUCGGAUGUAAAAAGGCUUCAUUACCAUUUUUAGUUGUCUGAGGUAGGACCGAAAAGAUUAUUGUUUAUUCUUAUCUUCCGCCUGGCAAACAGUGGAUGAGUUGAGUACCUGGUAUCUAGAUUCUAGAAAAAAUAAACACCAGAUUGAUAUACAAUACAUUGAAAUAAUAGGAUUUUAAAUUUUAAGUUGCCUGCAUUGGUACAUGUAGUGAUUACUGAACACUUACCAAAUUGUUUUUACAACUAGGAAUUAAAGUUGUGAAAUAUGAAUAUCAACAGCAAUAAUUUUCUUUCACUAUCACCCACUGUACCGUUCGUUCAUGUUAAAAAAUGCUUACAGUAUUUUUGCUCAUAUAAGACACACCUAAUCAUAAGAUGCAGGUUUUUGUUAUGAGAAAAAAUGUCAGGUUUUAGCAAGAAAUUGAUCUCUCACUCUAAAAUAUAUGGAACAGCACAGCCACCCCACCACUCGAUCAAUAUAUGAAUUUUAAAAACCAAAAUAAAAAUUAAAAUAUUCAUUUCAUUUUUUGAAUAAUCACAAGAAAUGAUAAAGUAAUCUGAUAAAAAAGGGAAAUAUUUUGUUACCGUAGGAAUAUUAUUAUUGAAUAUUUGAACUUAUUUUUUGUGUAUGAGCCCUUUUGUAAAUUGAAUAUUUGCCCCCCCUAGCUAAAAAAUCUGGCUGUGCUACUAAAAAAUUAAAAUAUUCAUUUCAUUUUUUGAAUAAUCACAAGAAAUGAUAAAGUAAUCUGAUAAAAAAGGGAAAUAUUUUGUUACCGUAGGAAUAUUAUUAUUGAAUAUUUGAACUUAUUUUUUGUGUAUGAGCCCUUUUGUAAAUUGAAUAUUUGCCCCCCCUAGCUAAAAAAUCUGGCUGUGCUACUAGUAGACUGUGUUACUAUAUACAAUUUUAAUGUAUGUCUAAACGAGUCUAAUUCAGAUGAAACAACGUAAAAGAGUUAGAGUUUUUAGUUAAGCUUUAUAUUUAGUAAAGCAACAAAAAUGUGGAGGUAUAUUUUAGCCCCAAGACCAAGCUUAAACUUAGUAAUGCUUACUAGAAGUCUGAACUAUGCCAUGCUCAUGCUCAAUAUAACAACUUUACUUUCAACAACAGAAAAUUGUUAGAGGAACAUGGAGACAACUUCCGGAGAAGUAAGUAACUGGUGCAACGCUAAGAUCUUAUGUUUUAUACGUUUAAAAUAAUUAUCAAUAUGGAACCAAAACCUGCCCCUAAAGAUCUGCCCAGAUGUUAUACAAUCGCUAAAGUCAACUGGGGAUCAUAUCAUUGUGAUUUAUGCUAUUUUACAAAUAUUCUUUCAUUUGAUUACCCAAUCCCUUCUUGCUUUCUUCUAUAGCAACCUCUCUCUCUCUCAUCUUGUCUUCCUAAAAUAUCAAAUCUAUGGUUCACUAUGUUGACUCCAGUGAAACCAUUAGCUUUGAUAUGUGCCUUUCAGAGUACAGAUUUCUAAAUGUCUUUCUAUCUUUUCAAUUCUCUUUUUUUCUUUUUUUUUCUUUCAUUAUUUAAACUGUAUGGUGUCGGUUGAUGAAGACUUCUAGCCUACAUAUUCUAAAUAAUAUUUUGUCUCAAGUCAAGUUACACCCUUGUUGUAAUUUAAAUAGUUUUCUUAACAUGUUUGAGUGUAGUUUUCUUCUGAAAAAUUUGGAAUCCUGUAUAAAGUGUAUUUCUUACAACUUUUAUCCUAUCUUCAAACUGUAAAUGCACCUUGUUACGCAUUUUUUAAUAAAAAUUUUGCCUUGGAGAUGACAUUUAUAAUAUAUUAUAUGGUUAGGAUUUUGUAUCUGAAGGUAAGCAAUCACUACGGACCAAACCAUUAUAAAUGUUUGAACCACAAGUAGGUAAAAAUUGUAAAAACCAAAAACUUUUAUGUUUGUUAUAAGUAUAAUUCAUUGUCACACUGUUUAUAAAAUCAAUAAUAGGUGAACAGAUUUGCUGAAGAGCUCCAUUGGUGUAUUACCCAGCUAGAAGUUGGCUUACAACGUCAAACACUUGACCCAAAACAAAGUAAGCAUGUAGUCUAUUUAUUCUUUUAUCAUGACAGUAAAAAUAAUUUUGACUUUUAAAUACAAUUUGACAAGAAAAUAUUCAUAGGUCUUGAGUAUUUUAUCAAAUCAAUUUUAAAAACAAAAUGUCCUUCACAAGCUAAUAACUAAAAUUUUAUUGAAAUCUCUCUUUUUUUAAAAUGGUUAAAAUCAUAACAUUUGUAUUUUGAAACAUGUAGUUAUUUUAGUUUGGAGAGAUUAAUGCUUUGGUUCUGUCAAAUAUUUCUGCUGAAGAUUUUGAUAUGAAUUUAAUUGUUUAAAAAUGUGUUUUUCCAGUUGCUGAGACAAUCAAGAUUUUAAAAAUUCUUAAAAGCUCCAAAAGUCCUAUGGUUAAAAAAAGGCAAGCUAUGCGGAAUGCUCUAGGGGACUACAGGAAGAAAAUGAAACAAGAUGAAGCAAAGACCUUGUCAGGUGAAAAUCAAUUAAAGUUUCUCAUUAAACAUGCACAGUGAAAUAAUGUUUAGCCUACACAGUAGUUAUAUUUUUAACCCUAUAACUGUGAUAAUAGCCGAUCAUUGGCCAUUAAUCCCAUUUCCGUGGUGUGAUGGCUGAUAUAAUCGGCCGCCAGCAAAAUUGUUCUUUCAAAGUGAAUCUCUUUUGGUUAAGGGGAAAUCACUCUAUAUAAAUGAAUUUGCUUUCUAUUUAUGUUUCUGUCUGUGUGUUAACAUGCUUUUAUCAGGGCAUUUUGUGUGAUUAAUCGGGUGUGACAUUUGCUCGAUUCUUUUGACCGCCAUAAUGUUUGAUGGUGGAGAGGGUCCCCCUCUAGAUUGGAAAAUCAACAGACUUUCUCAGUUGGAAUUAUUUCAAAUGGAUUAAAAUGAAAGCAAUGCUUUCAGAGAGAGUCUAAAAGCUAAUAAUGACAGUAUAGCUCUAGCAGUCAUGGAAACAUAAGAGUCAAAUAUUGACAAUUUUAGCUCAAAGUUUAGUCGUAAAAUCACAGUCCAAAUUUGUUUGGGAAAGGGUGGAAAUGGAACAGAAAAGAAAAUGAUUGGAUCCCAAGACACCUACCCUAAAGAUAUAUAUGUUUGUGUAUGUUCUUGAGUCUCAUUUAAUAACUUCAUUUGAAAAGGAAUUUUUAAACUCAUAUCAUGCCUUUCCCCUUGUAUUUUGUAUGACAUAACUUUGAAGGUAUUGAAUGAACAAAAUUCACAGAUAUUUUAAUUACAAUUUUCAAUUACCUUUAACUUGACAUUUUCUGAAAAUUUGCUUCUAGUAUCUCAAAAACUUGAUUUUAUGAUAGUUUAAACAAUUUAUGGAUAAGUUGAAUUCAGAAGUUGAGUAGUAAAAUUUUACUCAUGUGUUAAAGGUCAAAGUCAAAUCAGCACACCUAAUAUAAAAACAAAUUCUUUUCAUACCAUAAGAUACCUUGUCCAUUGUACUUUUAGAAAAUGUAUACUUGUAAGGGUCUCUGAAAUCAUUUGGUAUGGGAUUUUGUCAUUUUGACAAGCAAAUGAAAAUGCUAAAAUUGGCUUGACACUAGAGAAAAAUGCAUGUGACAGUUUUAGGAUUAAUUUAUUGAGUAAAACUAAUUAGCUUACUUGGUGUACUAAAUUUGAUCUAUAAUGACAUCAGUACUUUAAGUCAUGAAAAUAGGUUAAUAAUGUUUUAGGUCUACAGAAUAAAUUGAUUAGGAAAAUACAACUGAUUAGCAAAUAAUGGUCAAAUAAUAUUUUUUAGUUUAUUGAUGUUGAUAUUUAUUGAUAAAUUGAUGUACUGUGUAAUGAAUAAUAAAGUAACAAAAUUGAUGUGUCAAAUCUUUCUUUUUAAAAAAUAUAUAUAUAUCUUUGACAACUUAGGUUUGAGACACUCAAAGUUUCAACCACUUGGAAAUAGCAAGGUCUUCAGUAAAUCAAAAUUCAUUAAACAAAGUCACACAAAACAAAAGAAUGGUGUUCUGGGGAUCAACCUGACUGACCUGACAAUAGAUAACACAGAUAAGUCACCUCAUCAAUUAUCUGACAACACCCAGAUAUCGGCAGUUCUGUGUCCUGAAGAUGAAAGUCUGGAUGCCGGCGUAAUGAUGCCGUGCUCCAGUAAAUCCCAUCGCAAUGCAGUCUCGUUCAAGUUCAUCCCUUCAGACAAUUCAUACUGCUUUGGUUUUGACAGCAAACCCACUGAAACGUCAGUUCAUGGCCAGGGAGUCACAAACCAUGCGAGUGAGUAUGGUGGCAGAGAUGUUACACGAGGUCAUGACAGCACUAAUCUUGGUGCAACCGAGGCAAAGGUGACUCAAAAAAAAGGGAUCAAUUUCUACAGCUAUGAACAUUCUUCAAAUGACUUUAGUUUUAACUUUGAAACACCUAUCAAUACCUCUUAGCAGAAUUAUGAAGAACUAUUUAAUUUUAGAUUAUACUGUACUUUAUUUUUAUGAUCCAACCUUAUUACUUGUUAUCUGAUAUAACUGAAUGCAGUGAUAAAUACAUCUGUACUUUAUAAAAGAAAUACUAAAUAAGUCUCAAAAAGUCAUUGUAAAUAAUGUAUUUUUAAUACAUUCUGCAAGUAAUUUGGUACAGUGCCACAAUAUUGUAUUGUAUUUCACUCAUUCAUAAUUUAAUACAGAUAUUAUAACCAUUUUGUUUUGUGUCUAAAUGUAUUAUCUACUUGUUAAAGUAUCAUGCUCUAUUGACUGUUAACACUAACUGAGAUUUAGUUGGGCUGACAGUUACAUGAUUUUCAAGUAACCAUAAACACAACUGAACAAAGUAA